Messenger RNA from Exophiala spinifera, 795 nucleotides. RefSeq lists its product as uncharacterized. NCBI's taxonomy places the organism in Eukaryota, Fungi, Ascomycota, Eurotiomycetes, Chaetothyriales, Herpotrichiellaceae. The coding region runs from base 1 to 795 and encodes 264 amino acids. Gene Ontology annotation, molecular function: peroxiredoxin activity. The transcript has a single exon. The record is from RefSeq and is a predicted model, not a curated record.
AUGUCAUCCUCGAACGACGUUGCCCAAAUGAGGAGCAAAUUCGUGAAAGAGCUUGGUGAAGGUCCUUGGGAUGAGACCUGGGAGAGCAUUGCAAAGUUGAGCCCAGAGCUGUUCGAUGCCAGCGUGAACCUCAUUGCUGUUCCUCGAAAGAAGCGACAUCUGUCCCCAAAGAUUCAACAACUCAUUUCAAUAGCAGUGGAUGCUUCGUCAACCCAUUUAUAUCUGCCUGGAAUCCAGCAGCACAUCAAGGCUGCUUUGGCUGAAGGAGCAUCGGCUGCUGAAAUCAUUGAAGUGAUCGAGCUGACCGGUACACUUGGGAUCCACGCCUGCAAUAUAGGUGUACCUUUACUGGUGGAGGUCAUGAAGGAGGAAGGAAUCUACGACUCACAUCCAACCGUGGCAAAACCCUAUGAUGCUGAACGCGAGAAGUUGAAAGCCGAAUUCACGAAGAACAGAGGCUACUGGCACACCUUCUGGGAGGACUUCCUCGCGCUGGACCCAGAGUUCUUCAAGGCUUACCUGGACUUCUCAUCCGUGCCUUGGCUGAAGGAUGUCGAUGGCUCAGGUAAAGGGGGCGGAGUGUUGGAGCCAAAGGUUAAAGAAUUGGUUUAUUGUGCUUUCGACGCCGCAAGUACCCACCUGUAUGUUCCCGGACUCAAGCUUCACAUGAAGAAUGUCCUAGGAUACGGAGGAACUCCCGAAGAAAUCAUGGAAGUGCUUGAGAUUGCGACCCAGCUCAGCCUACACACCUCUAAUGUCGCGGCACCAAUACUGGCCAAAGAGCUGGGGAAGUAA